Molecule: messenger RNA, 1539 nt
Organism: Penicillium diatomitis
Lineage: Eukaryota; Fungi; Ascomycota; Eurotiomycetes; Eurotiales; Aspergillaceae
Product: fungal specific transcription factor domain-containing protein
Exons: 2
Source: RefSeq, a predicted model, not a curated record
GAUAUACAAAGUCUCCUCCAGCGUGUGCAAACGCUAGAGGGUUCCUUGUCGGCCUGCAUUGCUGCUGAGGAAUCAUCAGCAAUUAGCAACCGCGAGUCGACAGCUUCCAGGUGCGAUGAGGAGAGCGAUCCUUCUCAUAAUUCUGAUUCUCCACCUGUCCAUAAACAGAGAAGCGAUUCUGAGAUAGCUUCUCAGGCUAAGUCGCGUCAGCGUGAGCUAAGCCAGUAUACAUGCCGAUGGGGUCCCAAUUGGUAUUUCAAUGGCAUAGCCAUGUCGUCCGAGGCUGGCUUGGAAUGGAUCUCCCAAAGGACGGGCCAGCCAGUCUCACCGGCUGAUUUCAGCAUUCCCAUUGAGGAACUGUCUGCUGGAUUGCCUGGUGACUCGCUCCCUCUGACUGCGCUUUGCGAGUUACCGGACAAGACUGUGGUUCUCGAUGUCCUGAAAGCCUACAUUGAGUCCUCUUUUAGGCUUGCGUACCCGGUGUUCGAUGAGAUCAUGUUUAAGAGACAGGUGGAGAAAGCGUAUGAGCCUCAAAAAGGACCACACUACUCGACCGCUCAAGUCUCAGCCAAUUUAUGUGUCUUCAGCAUGUUGGCCCUUAAGUCUCAUCUGAACGCGCCGCGUAUCUGCCUGCCCGAAGACGAGGAUAUUUAUGCGGCAAAAGCACAUUAUCUCUUGGAAUCAAUCAAAUCGGACGGGACGUAUCCCACUCUGGAGGCUGCAAUUGUGCUACAAAUACUCAGUAUGCUUCGCGGUCACUGGCACGGCGCAUCGUCCUAUGGACUCAUCGCGUUCCUCAUCAUUCGCGAGCUGGGCGGGACUCGUGAUCUACGACCCAUAAUAGUCGGUAUGCCCGAUAUUGAAGCAUUCCGAAAUUGGCAGCACAUGCAGUUGCUCUUCUGGAUAUCCUUUAUCAUAGACAAGAACGUCGCAUUGUUCACGGGCAGGCCGCCUUAUCUUGCUGAGAUCUACUGUGACUUGGCCGUGCCUGUCAAUUACCUGCCCUGGGAAGAGUUCCAGUCAUGCGCUCACAUCAUCGAUCGAGAGACUGGUACAUUGAAGGCAUUGCCACCCAAGCCUUCUCAAUUCUUCAGAGCUCAUCUACCUGGUGACCUUGAAAUAUCGCCACUGAAAGAGGAAGUCUAUAAGAGACUGUUCUCGCGUGCGGCAAAUCGUGCAAAAAAUAAUCAACUUCUUCAACAUAUCCGAGAAAUAGAUGAGCUCAUUGAAGACUGGCGCCUUUCUUUCCGUGAAGAAUAUCGUCCAGUGCUUUCUGUCUCUGAUGAGACUUUGCCGAAUGAGGCUGGUGGCGAUGUUCCGAUCAUGAUUCGGCGCACGGCUUUGCAAUUAGAGUAUCUGCAUCUGAUGACGGUCACGCACACGACUGUUCGAAAGUGCAAAGAUGCGACCAGCGAGAACAGUCCCAAUCUUCACUCCGUUGUCCACUCAAGCUUCGACAUAUCCCUGGAAGCAAGUCGCUCGAUCAUCCGCUGCUUGAAAUUUUUGAUCGAUCGGGUUGGCCAGGGCGCAUUCCAGUAA